AUGCUAGGAAAUAACAAACCGUUUUCCAUCGAAUAUUUGAUAGCAAGAAAAUCGACACCUUCACCCCGGCCACCAUCGACACCAAUAAUUUCACCAACACCUUCCUCACAUUUACUUUUUCUUCAUUCACAAUUGUUUAAAACAAACAAUGAUGAAUGUAAUGAAAUAAAAACAAGAAUUAUUUCAUCGCCAUCUCAAACAUUCUCAUCAAGUGCAUUUCAACAAUUACCGUUCGAAUUAAAACGUAUGCGUACAGCUUUUACUAGUAUGCAAUUACUUGAGUUGGAAAGGGAAUUUGCUACGAGUAUGUAUCUGUCACGAUUACGACGAAUUGAAAUAGCUGCAUGUCUUGGUUUAACAGAGAAACAAGUCAAAAUUUGGUUUCAAAAUCGUCGUGUAAAAUUUAAGAAAGAAGGAAUAUUAUCAUCCUAUGAAAAAAAAAGUUCAGUAAAACUACUACGAACAUGCCAUAGUAAUCAACAUAAACGAUCCAUUGAUCCUUAUGAAGAUGAUCAAGACUAA
This is a messenger RNA of Rotaria socialis, 522 nucleotides long. NCBI's taxonomy places the organism in Eukaryota, Metazoa, Rotifera, Eurotatoria, Philodinida, Philodinidae. The record is from the annotation of a GenBank genome assembly.